AUGAGAGACGACGUGAGCGCGCCUCCUCCUCUCCGGUGUUUAGAGACGAGCGCCCUUCACUCCUCCUCUGACCAGCGGCAAGACUCCACUGAAGGAGCAGCGUCAGGAGGAGGCGUGAGGACACCGAAGACUCCGCGUCAUCAGCCCCCACCGCUCCAACAAUCCCCCCUCCCCCCGGCUCCUGACCAACGGGGAGCCGCGGUCACGAGCUUCUGGCCAAUGGGGAGCAACGGGAACGAGAACCCAGACCAAUGA
Molecule: messenger RNA, 255 nt
Organism: Knipowitschia caucasica
Lineage: Eukaryota; Metazoa; Chordata; Actinopteri; Gobiiformes; Gobiidae
Source: the annotation of a GenBank genome assembly